Messenger RNA from Temnothorax curvispinosus, 5878 nucleotides. It is a transcript of the gene spas, whose product is annotated as spastin. Gene Ontology annotation, cellular component: microtubule cytoskeleton. Bases 21 to 2171 code for a protein of 716 amino acids. The record is from RefSeq and is a predicted model, not a curated record. NCBI's taxonomy places the organism in Eukaryota, Metazoa, Arthropoda, Insecta, Hymenoptera, Formicidae. The transcript is spliced from 7 exons. Gene Ontology annotation, molecular function: microtubule severing ATPase activity; ATP binding; ATP hydrolysis activity.
GCGAAACCCAUCCCUGGGAGAUGUCUUGCAGCGAUGGCGCGCGCCCGACACGUAAAUUCGGCACCAAGUCGCCGAAGAAGCUGUGCGUGACCAAGAGCGAGAACGGCGACAAGACGACGACGACGAUCAGCCACUGCGCCGGCCACCGUCACAAUCACUAUCAUCACACCCACCACCGCUUCCUGGACGGCGCCCAGCCGUCGGUGCACAAGCGCAAUCUCUACAUCGUCUCCUUCCCGCUGAUCCUGCUGUUCAACGUGCUGCGCACCCUGCUGUAUCAGCUGUUCGUGGUGUUCAAGUACCUGUACACCUCCACGUCCCAGCUGAUCCAGCGCAGGCAGGCGUCCAAGCAGACCUGUCAAUUGGAGAUUGUUGUAGGGCAGAACCCGGCGGAUGGUCGUUUGAUCAAUGGUAAUCGGAUAGAGAACGAGGUCAUGUCGCAAGUGCCUAGACGUCCCAUGGGGCCUGGUCCCGGGGAUCCUUUGCUGGCCAAGCAAAAGCACCAUCAUCGCCGAGCGUUCGAGUUUAUUAGCAAAGCGCUCAAGAUCGACGAGGACAAUGAAGGACAAAAGGAGAUGGCGAUAGAACUGUACAAAAAGGGAAUCGGAGAAUUGGAGAAGGGAAUAGCUGUGGAGUGCAACGGCGGACACGGCGAGGUGUGGGAGCACGCGCAGAGACUCCACGACAAGAUGUGUACGAAUCUGGCGAUGGCGAAGGACAGGCUCGACUUCCUCGUGAGUGUGCGUGAGCUGAGAAAGCUGGGUAUCAACAAUAGUAUCAACAAUCGCGCACCUGGAAAUAAAACGGACGGCGAACAUCCGGGAAAGCAUCUGAGGGCUCGCCGCAACGCGCACACUUUUCAAACCGCUCGAACUUCAUCCAACAUUAAUCACAAUAAGAACACAAACAAUAUACACACGACAGUUAACGCCGGACAGACUAUGUGUACCCAGAUUCCCAAGUUAAGGCCACGUUCACCAAAAAACUGUUUCGCUCAUACUACUGAAGCAUCCGGCAGGAAACUAUCGGUUCCUGGCAAGCGAAUGACAGGAACACCCCUAAGUAAGAGCCAGACGUUGCCUCGGAGCAUGGGCAGAUCGACGCCUAUUCAACCUUGCCACAGAACCAUGCCUAUCAAACCGUCCUCCACACCACCCUCUGUGAAAAGGCAGCUGUCUGUGCCGGGCAACGGUUCGCCUAUACGACGUCCAGGAACCCCCACUACCUCUAACAGUAACAGAAGCACGCCAACCAGAAAAGUACCUAUUUUAAAGGGUGUGGAUCCAAAACUCGCGCAAGUGAUUCUCGACGAGAUCUUGGAGGGAGGAGCGCCGGUGCAAUGGGAAGACAUCGCUGGUCAAGAGACCGCGAAGCAGGCUUUACAAGAGAUGGUGAUCUUACCGUCGCUGCGACCUGAGUUAUUCACCGGUCUGCGAACGCCCGCGAGAGGAUUGCUAUUGUUCGGGCCACCAGGAAACGGAAAGACAUUGCUGGCGCGUGCCGUUGCGACUCAGUGCAACGCAACAUUUUUCUCAAUCUCCGCCGCUAGUCUCACCUCGAAAUACGUCGGAGAGGGUGAGAAAUUAGUGAGGGCUCUGUUCGCUAUCGCGCGGGAGUUUCAGCCCUCCGUUAUUUUUAUCGACGAGGUGGAUUCGUUGUUGAGCGAGCGAAAGGAUAAUGAACACGAAGCUUCGAGGAGGCUAAAAACAGAAUUCUUAGUCGAGUUUGACGGUCUGCCGUGCAAUCCAGAGGAGAGAGUGCUCGUUAUGGCUGCUACAAAUAGACCGCAGGAAUUAGAUGAGGCUGCACUAAGGCGAUUCACGAAACGCGUGUAUGUUACGUUGCCCGACGUACAGACGAGGAUUGUGUUACUCCGAAGGCUCUUGGCCAAACAUAAUGAUCCAUUGACGCCGGAAGAGUUGAACGAGAUGGCACUUGUGACGGAGGGAUACUCGGGAAGCGAUUUAACUGGAUUAGCUAAAGACGCAGCGCUUGGGCCUAUCAGAGAACUGAAUCCAGAUCAGGUGAAGGAAUUGGACCUCAAUUCCGUUCGUAAUAUCACAAUGCAAGAUUUCCGUGAUUCCCUAAAGAGAAUUCGCAGAUCCGUUUCGCCGGCAAGUUUAGCUGCCUAUGAGAAAUGGAACUUCGAAUACGGAGAUGUGAGUCUUUGAUUUGAGAUAAGCCGCUCGAGCGAGAGGCUCCAGAAAUAAUCGUGCGUUUCAGUUAAAUUUAAUCUGCAAACUAGAACGGGACUAGAAGCGUUUCAAAGUAUCGAAACCAUGUGUGAAGAACCAUGUAAUCCCGUCAACACAAUAGUACGGUUCUUAUAUUUUUAUCCUGCCUUACAAACAAUUUUGAUGUUUACGAAAAAGACGGCAGUGAAAAGCUAAAGAAGAUAUUGUCCUUCAAAUCCUUAAUGGAUUUUUGUCUUUUUGAUGAAAAGUCGACAUACUUACUCAUCGUUAUCGCAUUUCACAUUAAACUUAGCAUGAUUUAGUAAUCGCAUAACGAAUCUUUUGCGACAAAUGAAACUUGGGCUCAGGUUCGAAUGAUUUAAUGUCAAAUGUAUCUUGAAAAAUAUGUUUCGCAUUAAUUUUAUAAAAUAUAUAAUGUGCUCCAUGUGUUAUAUCCGGCGUGAGAUCGGACUUACAAUUUACAGUUCAAUACAUAGCUUUAAUGUUUACCAGUUCGAUAUUGAAGAAGGCGCGUCUUUAUUAUUUAUGCUUAUUUAUAUACUCAUUAUCCUUACGAUUUACAGUUCCUUUGUAACGGUUGGCAUUUGAAAUCCGUACUAAUACAGUGCUGCUUAUUACGAUAAUUUGCAUUUAAUAUCAGAGUGUUGGCAAUUAACGCGUUAGACACUUGAAAAAUAAGCAUUUAAAAGAAUGUGAUUAAGAGCACAUAGUUCUGCAGUUAGAGGGAAUGUAUCCUUUUAAAGUUGUAAAUACUUUUAAUUAUUGUCGUUUAUAAAAUUGACACGAGCAAGUUGAAUACAAUACGCAUGACCCGACUCGUUAUUAGAGCAGCAAUAGAAAGACUACAUUUGCAAACGGAACGGUGCACGUCCAAAACAGAUAAUAAAAAAUAUGAUCUAUCAAUGACACAUGUAAGAAGAAGACAUUAUAGUUGCGUAAUUACCAUAUUCGUAUGACAUAAUAGAAUAUACAAAUAUGCAAACAAGUAUCUCCGUAAUAUCCGUGAAAUCGAACGGAAAAUAGUAAAUCUCAUCUUACGCGCGUCGAUUUUGUAUAAAUUGCACUAAUAGGUGCGCCCUUCAAGUGAAGUUUCGAAUGUUAAUCUUGUUACGUUUGAUACCAUUUCGAAGAUUCGUUUGAUAUUUAUUGAUAUAAUGCGUUAGGAGUCACGCGGCCAUCACGAUGUAAAGACCCACGGGCAAAGGAAAAAAAAAGCGAUGAUCUGAGGAAAGGGGAGAAUGUGAGAGAUUCUGUUUUAAUACAAAAUUCUAUAAGACAACGAACUGAGAAUCUAAUCUGUGCUAUAUGAAAUCCUAAGUAUUUAUCUAUAAGGAUUACGCGUAAGCUCGACAAACAUUGUUAUCGUAUACACAAGAGAAUGAAAGAAAUCAACAUAUAUAUACAUAUAAAUAUAAAACAUAUACGGACACAUGAUUUUUAUGACAUUUAUCUAUUGCUUCCGAUGCUCAAAAGUAGAAUAACUAUGCAUGUAUAAUGUAUUAAACAAAUUAAUAUAUUCAACACGGAACUAUAUUAUAACACGCUGCAACUACAGUAUAACACGAAUUGAUUAAUCAUCCCGGAUCAAUGGCGAUCAUCCGUGAUAUCGUAGUGGUAGGGUAACGUCCCUAGUAGUUUUGUAGAGUAUAAGAUUUACCGUAACACACUUUAUUAGAUAGCGAAUUAUUUUCCAAUGAGUUUCACUGCAUACAAUUCUCCUCUGAUACAGCGGAAGAAUAGAAGAUGUUAUUUGCAAAGAAAAUUAUUAGUUAUUUAACAAUAGACCUCUCUGUGUAUGAAAUAGAACACGAUGCGUUCGUUAAAUAGAUAUAUUCCAUAGUAGGUAAAGCAUAAGAGGUAAAAUGUAACUCUUUACUUCGCGACGCGUAAAUCUGACAUUUCGAGAUUCGCACUGUUGUAAUUAUAAAAAAAAAUCGUGUGAUGCUGAACAGCAUUCAAGAGCUGUGAUGUUACUGCGACGACAAACUUGAUACUUUCGCGGCGCUUUAAUAUGUAUUUAAAUGCACACAAGAAUGCGAUAUAUAUAUACAAAUAUUCUCGUGAAUCAUAAUUCUGGGUCUUUCCGGGAAAUUUAUUAAUUUUUCUAGAUGGGAGCGUACGAUACCGCGAUGAGGGUUCGAUUUAUUUGUGUUCUCUUUUUAACGCGUUAACAUAUGAACGGAGCUUCGGCAUCGUCACGAUGCUGACUCGACAGUUUUAUCUCCAAAUUACUUUGUGAUAUUAGUUUUUUAUAUUAAUCUUUGCGCACUGCCUAUGUAGAUUAUAAUAUUGUACGUUGUAUUAUAUAUGAUAUUGCAAAAUAUGAAUUACGUUAGUUAUAUUAAGUUUGAAGUUUAUGAUGAUUUUGCACAACAAAUUGUUUCGCAUAUGAAGAUGAAUUAUUCAAAGACCCUGGCCUUCUAUUGUGGGACACGCUGAGCCUUGAUUAAGUUAUUUUGCUACUUUUAUAACGUAUAACGGUAAAACAAAAAAUUGAGUAAGAAUAAUAAUCGGGUAUAAUGUUUACGCUAAAUAUUAUACCGUUUAAUCUAAUGGUAAAUACAUGAGCUGCAAGUUAAAAAGGAAAAUGUUUGUGCAUGCGAGAAACUUCUCCCUGUUAAAUAUUAUCUUUCUGUGGUUUUGGCGUCAUAUUUAACUGUUUUACAAGUGAUUGUAUCGACAACUUGCAAGUAUCCACAACCCAUUAAUUAAUAUUGGUGUAUUUUCCUGUGACAAAUUUAUCAAAUUACUCAUGAUUUUCAUUAACUUGUAAUCAAUCUUUUCCAAGAGAGAGAGAAAGGUGUGACCCGUAUACAUCCAGCAGUAUUAUAGAGUACUUUCAGUAAGUUACAUUGUAAAUUACACGUUAGAUUGCCACGUAAAAUUUUUACCAAGUGUUCUUUGGUAAUGUAUACUAUUCUAACGUUCGUAAGUUCGCGAAGGUUGAUGAUGGCGAAACGACUCUUGUAUCGAAACAUUAAAAUAAAAUUACACCAUGGUCUUUUCUUGCAUCAUCAAUGAGCAUGAAAUUCUUUCAUUUUUGCCUACGUAUGCGUAUUUGCCUUUCAAUAUUCAUCCACAUUCGCGAACUCACGAACAGUAUAAGCGUAUCUUUAUACCGUGGUAGUCAACGUCCAACAGAGUAAUUAUUACAUAUCUAUCCAAUAGAUGUUCACCAUAGUAACUCGAUUAAAUCCCUAAUGUAAGAUUAGUACGGCAGAAUUGUACAAAACUGUAAAACGACGGUAUUUCAUCGGUGAUUGAUUCGAGGAAUGCGUUUUUGAAACAUGUAAUAAAUGUGCGUACAAAUUAUUUCCCCAUAUUCGCGCUUCUUCUCACAAGCGAAGCUUUAAAAAUAAUCGACUCGCAAUUUCUUUUCUUUUUUUCUUCCCUCAUUUCGUUAGUCCGACAUUUAAGAGGCAUGAUUCUCGUAGGAACAUCAUGUAUAGGAAAUAAUUAUUUACAAUGUUCCAAGCUUUUUCCUUUAUCAAUAGAUGGUACUAUUAUGCGAAUACCGGAAAAGGUCGUAAACCUUGGCGUAAUAAAGCGAUAUGAAUGUUAUUUUUCGCAUGAAUCGUCGUGUUGAAACGUCCGCAAGUGAUUCCUCGAGAAUAUCUUUCCAAUUAUUGCGGAUGGUCGUUGUAAGAGUGUAUUGAUUGCAAAAUAAAACCGUAUUACAUGUA